Molecule: messenger RNA, 4488 nt
Organism: Cuscuta campestris
Lineage: Eukaryota; Viridiplantae; Streptophyta; Magnoliopsida; Solanales; Convolvulaceae
Source: the annotation of a GenBank genome assembly
CUCCGGGCAGCGGCAACGGCACGGGUGGCAUCGCUUCGACUCCGGACGCGGUCCAGGCGCUGUUCGGGUUGGGGGUGACCACGGAGCAACUCCAGGCGGCCGUUGCGGCACUUUCUGCCAUGGGUGGGAACGUGCCUGGCGCCGGGGUUGGCAAAGCUCCGCUCGGUCACCACACCGAGCACGCUGCCACUUCCCAGCACAAGGGAAAGAAGACGCGGAGGAGCAGGAGGAGGCCCGGCAAGGGCCCGCUGAUCGAGGAGGUGUUGGUGGAGGACGUCCUAGAAGGGAAGGACGAUGAGUCCAGUGAGUGUAGAAUCUCGGCCUUCAAACGCUUGGGAGGCAAGGAUACCCGAGUGUCGGCAUUCGACCGGCUCAACCGCGGACCGGAAGGCCGUCUAGGUGAUCUUCGCCGGCAGAUCUCUGAGGGUAGGCGGAGGAACGCUGAGGAAUCAGCGACCUCGGAUGCGCGCUCGGCGAGACCUGAGCGAACCGAAGGCCGAAGGGGCGAGCGAACUCAGCGUCGCCAGAGCCCAUCCAGAACCGAGAAGACUAAGGUCCCUGAACGGGGUAUGACUGAGCUUGCGCGCGAGAUUGCCGAGCUCAAACGCCGAGUAGAGACAAAGUCCCCCUACAGCCAGCCCAUCUUGCGCACGGGAACCAUUGACGAUCGGGAUACGCUGGCGGAGAAGUUCUUGACGCAUUUCGCGGCCAACCGAAGGCAAAGGCUGCCUUAUUCCCACCUGCUCAACAUAUGCAUCCGCAAGGGAGAAAAGGUCCGCGACUUCAUAGUCCGGUGGGAGAAGGAAGCCAGAGACGUGCAUGGGGCGGAUGACCAGGCGUUGGUUGCCAUGUUCCAAGCAGCCCUCCCCCGCGGAGAUGUGAGGAAGGAGCUCCGCAAAAAUCCUCCCCCCACGUACCAAGAGACCUUGGCGCGCGCAAAGUUCUUAGCCUCGGAGGAGUUCGAUGACGCCCUGGAAUCCGAGGCCGCGCCGGCUAAGCGAGCUUCAGUAGAUUCGGGAGAGGCCGCGAAGAAGAGGAAGAAGAAGAAAGACUAUACCGCGGGCCCGAGGACGCCCUCGGCCGGAGUAUACUCUGUGGGCGCCCCCGUGGGGGCGGGUCGAGAGCUUGCCCUUUCCCAGCUCCCCCACGUAGAGGCUUACGCGAAGGAAAUGCAACGACUCAUCGCCCGAGGGCCGCUUCCAAGAGACGACGCGGCUACCCCCUCCUGGGGCCCGCCGGAAGGAAGAACUUGGAGGAAGGCGACUGAGCCAAUCGCAGUGGUGACGCAGGCAAGGAACCCCGAGAAGAGGCACAUCGGGCGGGAGUGCAACGAUCUAGACGAAGACGAAGCCCAAGGAUAUCCGGUGGGAUUUAUCCAUGGGGGAAACAUUGGCGGGGACUCCGCCGCUCAAAGGAAGAGGUGGAAGCACAUGGCCUUUGUCGCCAAGGUCCAUCAGGCGCCGGCGCCCAAGCUCGGAAGACGAGAGCAAAUCCAGUUCACGGAGAAGGAUCUUCCGAACACGCCGAGUCCCCACCGGGAUGCCUUAGUCGUGAAGAUAGAGAUCAACGACGCCAUAGUACACCGCACCUUGGUGGACACGGGAAGCUUAGUCAAUAUAAUGUACGAGAAAACAUUCCAAGACCUCGGCUUGAACCGCAAGGACUUGAGGCCUGUGCGCACUCCUCUCUCCGGAUUCACGGGGGACUCCAUCGAGGCCGAGAGAGUUAUCGUCGUAUCCGUGAUAGUAGGGGAUGGUGCGCACAAGGCGAAGCUGAAGAUGGAGUUUAUGGUUGUGAGCAUCAACUGUGCGCACAACAUGAUCCUGGGGCGGCCCGGCCUUGAGGACUUGGAAUGUGUGAUCUCCCUGUACUACUUAUGCAUGAAGUUCCCCACUCCGUCCGGCAUCGGGGUGGCAAGGGGAGACCAAAAGUUGGCCCGAUCGUGCUACGUAAGAAUCACGAAGAAGUUGCCGAGGGAUGAGACAAUGGUCGUACACGCGCAAGAGGGAAUGCGCAAGCUGGAAGCUCGGCCUUCGGCCGAGCCCGCCAAGGAAGUCGAGGAAGUGCUGCUCGACCCACAAGUGCCCGAGCGGAAGGUUAAGGUCAGGGCGACCCUGACGACGAGCCAGCGGAUGCGCUUGGUGGAAGUGCUCGCCGCCUACCGCGUGAUCUUCGCGUGGGGACCUGGGGAUAUGCCGGGGGUGGACCCCAAGAUCAUAUGUCACCGGUUGGCGGUCAACUCAGAAUCUAGGCCGGUAAAGCAGAAGAAGCGUUUCCUCUCGUCCGAGCGGAGGGAGUUUGUCUCCAAGGAAGUGACCACCCUCCAAAGCAUUGGGCAUAUCAAAGAAGUUAAGCGCGGUAUUGAGCCCAACCCCGAGAAGGUGCGCGCCAUCCUUGACAUGGAAGCUCCACGAAAUGUCAAGGAGGUGCAGCGCUUGACCGGAAAGUUGGCUGCGCUCAGCCGCUUCCUUUCCAAGGUAGCGGAUCGAGCCGCUCCAUUCUUCCAAGCUGUGAAGAAGUCCCGAGGGUUCGUGUGGACAGAAGACUGCCAGCAAUCCUUUGAGUCUCUGAAAUCUUAUCUCCUCUCUCCGCCGAUCCUCGCUAAACCCGAGCCCGGAGAAACCUUAUAUUUUUACUUGGGAGUGUCGCCCAAUGCACUAAGCUCAGUCCUAGUCCGAGAAAAAGGCGGAGCUCAGCACCCAGUGUACUACACGGCGAAGACGCUGAGGGGUGCCGAGCUCAGGUACUCGGUGGCCGAAAAGACAGUGCUGGCCGUGGUUUCAACCGUGCAGCGGCUGACGCCCUAUUUCCAAGCUCACCCGGUCCAGAUCCCUCGGGCGGAGAACGCCGAGGCGGAUAUCUUGUCGAAGCUGAGCUCAGACACGCCCGAGCACAUCAGGCGAAUGGCGAAUGUGGAAGAGCUUUCCGAGCCGAGCAUCCACGCUUUCCCCGUGGCAAUGAUCUGUGCUCAACCCAGAGAUUGGACGGACGACAUAGUCGCCUUCCUAAAGGAUGGCUCCCUCCCAGACGAAUCGAUGAAGGCCAAGUUGGUCCGGAAAAGGGCACCGGGGUAUACCUUGGAAGGCGAGAAGCUAUACAAGCGAGCAUACAACGGGACGCUACUCAGGUGCCUCCAACCAGCCGAAGCAAAACAAGUCAUGGAGGAGUUGCACGCCGGAAUCUGCUCCGCCCACCAAGGAGCGUACGCGGUAUCAAGAAAGAUAACCCUUCAAGGAUAUAUUUGGCCAACAAUUGUUAAGGAUUGCGCGGAGUUCGUAAAGAAGUGUAAAGUGUGUCAAGAGUUCCAGAAGGUACCAGGGAGGCCUUCAACCAACUACACCCCCAUUAGCACAGCCAUCCCGUUCGCGCGGUGGGGGCUGGAUCUCGUGGGUGCACUCCCUAGGGGCACCGGGAACGUGAGGUACGUCAUUGUAGCCAUUGACUAUUUUACUAAGUGGGUGGAAGCAGCCCCAUUGGCAAGUAUCACUGGAGCUCAAUGCCAGAAGUUUCUCGCAAAGCAAGUCAUCUGCCGCUUCGGCGUUCCCGAGCACAUAAUCACGGAUAAUGGGACACAAUUCGAGUCCAAGCCCUUUAACGACUUCCUUGGGAGCUGGGGGAUCAAGCACAGCUAUGCGUCGGUUGGGUACCCACAGACGAACGGCCAGGUCGAGAAUGCCAACCGAACGAUAGUCGACGGGCUGAAGCAAAAGUUGGAGGCCUGCGGAGGGGAGUGGGCAGAGGAGUUGCCGUACAUCCUAUGGACCUACCGGAACACGCCUAGAAGGGCGACCGGAGAAACCCCCUUCGCCUUAUGCUACGGGUUCGAGGCGAGGGCCCCUGCAGAGAUCUCCAUCGCAACUCACCGGGAGGAGAUCUUCGACCCCGAGCGUAACGAAGAAGCCCUGGCAGCCGAGCUCCAUCUCGUGCACGAGAGACGAGAAGCGGCCUUCAUACGAGCGGAGAAUUACCUAAGGAAGGUAAAGAGCUACCAUGACGGGCGUGUGCGCGCACGGGGGUUCAUCGAAGGAGAGUGGGUGCUGCGCAAGAGGUCCGUGAGCCGCCCCCUUGAAGGUGGGAAGUUUGCCAAGAAUUACGAAGGCCCCUACAUCAUCAAAGAAGUGGUAGGCCCCUCAACGUUCCGCCUGCAGACGCCGAGUGGAGGGGAUGUGCCAAGGACUUGGAAUGCUGAGAACUUGGUUAAGUUUUAUCAAUGAAUUUCGAAUGUACACGGGCCCGAGAAAGGGAACCCGCAACACCUUGAUUGAAUUCAAUGAAAUGGAAUUUUUUGCAAUGGUCCAACAUGCGUGUCCGGAUGCUCUUCCCGGAAAAAGGCCUAACCUGCGUGUUCCGCACUACUCCUCAGUAGAAGAGCCGAGUGCAGACCAUGUCCGGAUGCUCUUCCCGGAAGAAGGUCUAACCUUCGUGUUCGGCCACUCCCCCUCAGGAGAAGAGCCGAGCACAGGCCAUGUCCGGAUGCUCUUCCCGGAU